AUGGAGAGAGCGAAGGCAGCCGUCUCCGAAUUUGUCGGUCGUCAUGGCCACCACGAUACCACCGUUGACGAGAGACAGCGACCCGCCGUCAAACAUGAAGAAAUUAAACCUAUCCGACAUGAAGAAGUUCAGACAGCCAUCAAGCGUGAGGUUGACCAGGAUCACUACCAUACCACUGUGCAGCCCAUCAAGGAUCGGGAAGUCCUCCCGGAGAAGCACAGUCACCAGAUGGCAGGUGUACAAUCCAAGGAGUUCGAACACGCAAAACCUCAAGAUGUGAAGGCACGCCUCGACGCCGAAGCGGCGCAGUUCAGAGACACCUCAACCACACAUAGUACCAAGACCACUCAAGCUGUUGCUCCAACCGUUGAGGCUGAAAUUGUUCACCACCAUGUUCACGAGACAGUCCAGCCCGUGAUUGAGAAAGAGAUUAUCGCUCCGUCUGUUGUACACACUACUGUCCCAGUCCACGAACGCCAUCACGCAGCUCCAGAGUACCACGGCACAUCUGUCCUCCCCCCCAAGACUAUGUCAGACUUCAAGGCUACUGGUCAAGGUCUGACUGGCGGCACUGGAGUCAUGAACCAAGAUCAGUAUGAGGGUUGCCCGCGUCCGUACAAUCCUGAGAUGCAACUGGGCAAAACUGAGGCCGAUGCUGACCCGCAUCUUGGUCUGCGCGCUGAUGGUACUCACCAUGGCUCCCACACACAUGGUCCGCAUGCUUCGGAUGCUGCAAACAAACUCGACCCUCGCGUCGAUAGUGAUAGAUCAGGUGGUACCCACGCCGGUGAGUCCACCGGCAUUCUCGUUGAUGACCAUCUGGGAGGGACUGGAGCACCAGGAUCUCAUUCUGCUGCCUUCGGUCUCACCCCUUCAGUGCAUGGAAUUAACAACUCUUCAGGUGCCGGUGAUCGUCUUGGACUAGGCCAUAGCGGUGAGCACGGUGAUCACAGGAUCAAUAGCGGUACAGGUCGAGUUGGUGGCACUGAUACGACACCUGGCCAUACAUCAUCUCACGACACCAGCCACAAGAAGCCAAGCCUGUUGGACAAAUUGAAUCCAAAGAAGGACGCUGACGGUGAUGGGAAGCCAGGUUUCAUGAAAUAG
Molecule: messenger RNA, 1107 nt
Organism: Endocarpon pusillum Z07020
Lineage: Eukaryota; Fungi; Ascomycota; Eurotiomycetes; Verrucariales; Verrucariaceae
Exons: 2
Coding region: 1-1107 (368 amino acids)
Source: RefSeq, a predicted model, not a curated record